AGAGAUGGGCGUGACAAGGGAGCGUCUAUGCAAGACACUGAAGACAGAAAACAUUCUUCUCCUGAAUUAAGAUCCGCGCUGUUUACCGUGUAACCGAUGAGACCGGACUGUGGCAAUGCAAACCACAAGACGUGAUGAGCGUGCCAGCCAGUUUAGCACAACGUGUGAUGAAUUAACAACACGACGCCCUAUUUUAAGGCCACACGGGGAUUGACAAGCGAAGGAUAUUUAAGGCAGGGGUCUAUAACAUCAUCAGUCUACUCUACUCACACUUUCAUGCACACUCUGGACUCUCUCACCCCAUUGCAGACACAGCAGAGAUGGUUGUGGGGGAAAAGGAGAGUUGAAAUGAGGAGGCAAAAGAUGAUACGGUAUAAACAGAGAUAAUAGCAGACCAGAGGAAGGACAUGGUUGUCUGAGAAGGAGGCAAAAAGAUAUUAAAGUUUUGAACUGUUCUGUUGGAGAUGGUUUUAGAGGGAAGCUCUGAAGCUCUUUGCCCUCCCCCAUCCCUUGAGCUACGGCCAUCUUGCAACAAAAACCAGCCAUCACCUCCUUUGGGUUCAGGAUCCCAGUCCCAUGAUGCUCUCUGUCCUGAGGACAAGGAGCCCGUCAAGUAUGGAGAGCUGAUUGUAUUGGGGCAUAAUGGUUCGCUAGCUAGUGGGGACAAGGGCCGCAGGAGGAGUCGGCUGGCCCUUUACAAACGACCCAAAGCCAAUGGCGUCAAACCUGAUGUUAUCCACAAUGUGUCAACACCUCUGGUAUCAAAGGCCCUAAGCAACAAAAGCCAGCACAGCAUCUCGUACACACUGUCCCGAAGUCAUUCUGUUAUUGUGGAAUAUACACAUGAUCCCAACACAGACAUGUUUCAGAUUGGCCGUUCUACAGAGAGCAUGAUAGACUUUGUGGUGACAGACACAUCUAGCAGUGGCGGUGGAGGGCAGGGUGGCGUAAAUGGAGAGGGAGGACAGUCGGCCCAAAGCACGAUCUCCCGCUACGCUUGCCGCAUCAUGUGCGAACGUACAGCUCCGUACACUGCGCGGAUAUAUGCCGCAGGCUUUGAUUCUUCCAAAAACAUCUUUCUUGGGGAGCGUGCUGCUAAAUGGAGGACCUCUGAUGGUUUGAUGGAUGGACUAACAACCAAUGGGGUUCUGGUAAUGCAUCCAGCGGGAGAAUUUGUAUCCGAACCCGCUCCAGGGGUAUGGAGGGAGAUCUCAGUAUGUGGGAAUGUUUUUGCUCUUCGAGAGACUAGGUCUGCCCAGCAGAGAGGAAAGCUGGUAGAGAACGAAUCAAACAUGCUUCAAGAUGGGUCACUUAUCGACCUUUGUGGGGCAACUCUACUUUGGCGGACCCCGAGCGGUCUUCGUCACACUCCAAAUCUAAAACAGCUUGAGUCUCUUCGCCAAGAACUAAAUGCCGCCCGUCCCCAGUGCCCUGUGGGCUUCAACACGCUUGCCUUCCCAAGCUUGGCCCAACGCGCCACUAUAGACAAGAAACAGCCAUGGGUCUAUAUGAACUGCGGCCACGUGCAUGGCUACCACAAUUGGGGUUUUCGAAAAGACAAAGCAGGAUCUUCUGCCUUGGCGCUAAGUGGGGGUGGUGGAACGGCUCCAGCUACUUCUGGAGAACGAGAGUGUCCCAUGUGCAGAGGAGUGGGCCCCUACGUACCCCUCUGGCUUGGGUGCGAAGGGGGUCUAUACCUGGAUGCAGGCCCCCCAACACAUGCGUUCUGCCCUUGUGGUCAUGUGUGCUCAGAAAAGACAGUGCAAGGUUGGAGUCAAAUUCCACUGCCACACGGAACGCAUGCUUUCCAUGCAGCUUGUCCUUUCUGUGGAACGUGGCUGACGGGAGAACAAGGCCACAUCAAACUCAUCUUCCAAGGGCCGGUCGACUGAGGGGAAUAGGUGAAAGAUGGAGAAUGAACAUAAAGAGAAUGAACAUAAAGUCAGAGCUUGUGACCAAGGAGGGGGAAAAGGAAACAUAGUUUGUAAUGUGAUGCAGCGUAUGUAAAUAUAAAAAAUGAAAUAAAAGCUGAAAACAUGAAUUGUGAUUGGUUUGUGUAAGCAUAGCUUUACACCAGAGAGGGAGAUGUAAAUGGACAUUGUGCAUAUGCAACAUCUUUCAUGCAAGAGCACAAUGCACCUAAUCAAGUAAAUUCAAAGUCACUUUUAAAGGAAGGUCAUGUUACUUUUUUGCAACACCUUGGGCAGUUUUUUGAUCGUACAUGACUGUAUCCUUACUAUUUGAAUGGGGGAAGAUUGAUAACUCUAAAAUAGUUUGCUAAGGUCACAAUAAAAAACAAGAAUUUCACCUGACAUUGACUAUACCAACACUGUGUUUCUGAAAGUCCUGUGAACUGGAAGUCGUGAUAAUUUUUACUUCCAUGUUGUGACGUAUUUUCGAGUGAAACAGAUUAGGCUUGUUUGAGAUUAGCACAUUUUGUGCAGAAUUGAUCUCCGCGAGAUGCACGUUGAUAUCAGAAAACAAUGUAAUAUUGUAUCAUGAAUUCUUUGGCACAUUUAAACUAGUUUCCAGCUGUUUUAUUUUUUUAGAUUUUUGUUAUUAUUCUCUAUGGUGAUUCUUAUUAUUUUGUUUUCUGUAAUACAGGGAUUUCUAUUUUGAUUUGAUUUUAAAUUAAAUUUUACCAUGAUAUUUUGCCUUUUGGUUAUAAGAAUUUUGUGUAUCUAGAUAAGUGUUUAAUUAAAAAAAAAAGAUCACAAGGCAAAACUGCAAUUCUCUUAAAAUAGAAUAUAUUUAACCUCAAGCAAAAUAUGAUUUUUGUUAAAUUUCCUUUUGAUUUGAGGAUGUAAUAUAACCCAGGCUUCUUGAUAUUUUUAUGUAAAAUUUUCUGCUAGAGCUAAAAUGAUGCAAUUAUUAAAAAAAGAGCGUCUUUUGAACCACUUAUCAUCUGGUUCUAAAUAAACAAUGGUUUAAAUUUUG
Paramisgurnus dabryanus is the source of this 2937-nucleotide messenger RNA. RefSeq names its product pellino E3 ubiquitin protein ligase family member 3 (gene peli3). NCBI's taxonomy places the organism in Eukaryota, Metazoa, Chordata, Actinopteri, Cypriniformes, Cobitidae. The record is from RefSeq and is a predicted model, not a curated record. Gene Ontology annotation, molecular function: protein binding; ubiquitin protein ligase activity. Gene Ontology annotation, biological process: protein K63-linked ubiquitination; regulation of Toll signaling pathway.